UCCUGCUCAUGGUUGUUUUCCUCACAGGAGUUAUCGUUGGGGGUUAAAUACAUACCAUGCGGACACCAGGAACUACAGCUCUCUUGUGGUCUUGUCUUCAGGGUGUGAACUCGUUCACGGUCCCUCCACAAGCAUUGGGCAAGACGCACAGGUCCCUCUCUGCACCAAGCUCAGCUACUGUCGUCACGCGGGUUGAACAUGAAGAUCGUACAUGCCGUACCAGCAGCAGCAGGGGCAGCAGAAGCACAUGCGUGAGGGCAAAGGGAGGUACUGGAGAGGAAGAGGCAGGGGAAGAACAACAAGAUGUCAUCGAGAAGUUUUUCAGUAUGUUUUUCGGGAACAAGGACGAUGCGCCUGGAGGGGACCUGGAUCGCAUCACGGUCAAGAAGUUUCCGGACCAGUACCCCGCCGAGAAAAUUCUCCAGGCAGAGCCGGUUAAAGGGGACUCCAAAGACAUGGCUGUCAUCCGGCCGCUGCUAAAGCAAACCGAGCUAGAAUUCCGGAAGUUAAAGCUGGUGUACGACGCGAAGCGAAACGGAUGGAAACCCGCCGCGUUCCACAAGGGGGUGGAUUUCAAGGGCCCCGGGCUCGUGGUGGGCAAAACCAAGGGAGGAGCCGUCGUUGGCGGGUACAACCCUAAAGGGUGGGUGGGGUACGGAGAGUACAGACCAGGCUUGUCGGCGUUUUUGUUCACGUGGCGGGACGGGGACACCAACAAGAGAGCGAUGAAGCUCAGAAAGAUUGGGGGCGCGGGGCUCGCUGUCUGGGAUAAGCCGGAGUGCGGCCCUUUGUUCGGCUCGGAUGGUUUUGGGGUGGGGAUGCAGAAGGGCUCGGAGCGAAUGGGCAGGAGUAAGCUGGGCAGCUACUACGAGCGGCUUCCUGCUGCCUACGGAGGGGCGAGCAUCUUCGCCCCGGGAGACAACGGCGGCAUCGCGGAGAUGGUGGAUCUCAAGGCGUAUGUGGGCGUUUACGAGAGGGGGGAGAAGAUUCCCUUCGACGACGCGAUUCCUUUCUCUCUCAGCUGAUCUGCAUCCCGUCUGUUUUGGGUGUUGUCGGAACGUUGAUGGGGGACGUCGCUUGUAUCUCGUUGUCGUUGGUACAACACGAGUUAGCCGAGGGUCUCCUUAGACCUACAACAGCAGAGCAGUGUCCAUAGCGAUGUCGGUUUCUAGGCACAGAGUGAUAGUCUCACAGGAUGAGUCAUGUUAUUUUCAGGUUUAGCGUUUCCCAACACCUGGAACCAAAACAUGGAUGGAGGACUCAUUUUGUGGCCGCUUUGGGUGGGGUUGUUCGACCACAUCCAUCCACGUCUCUCGUGUUCUCGUCCAGGCGCACCAUAGCUAGAUAAGGGGAACUGAACGAAAAUAAACGAGUCUAUUGGCAGCAACUGCUGCUGCGUAUCUGGCAGUAGUUUUUGGGUCAACCUGCCGGUUAUUUAUGACGUAGUGACGUUUCAUGCCGCCCACGGGGGGUCGGACUCUGGUUCUGAUCCAGCCGAUCUUCGUACACAAGGUGGAGGAGUAAGGUGUCUCAACAGACCAACCGGAGACAGAUGCGGCCAGGCUUUCUGAUGCAGGGAAAAUGUAUCCAAGCACGCGAUUUUGAGCGCAAAGAGGACGGUGUGUUUAAAUCAUACGUUCUCACAAAGGGAUUCGAAUCAAGAGCUGCUGGCUGAGUGAUAGGCUAACACCAGCCUACCGCGCGCUUCACCUCCUCGCUGGGAAACGAAAGCCAACACUAUCGGUACUGUACAAGCAACGCGGCCAAACGUAGCCAGCCGUUUACGUGGAUGCAAAAACAAAGCGUGUCUUCGUCUAAUCUCUCGCAAAAAGAAAAAGAAAAGCUUGUUCAUCUCUCUCCCUUCCUCCCCCCUUUUUACCCAGAGAACGCGUAAAGUCCACCUUCCCCGCGGUAUCCAAACCAAACCAACCAACAACACAAAACGGACAAAAAAUGACACCAGGAGAUCGAUCACCAUCAUAACCACGAUCCCAUCUAACAACGACUACUAGCGCGACCCCGCAUCAAGCCUGAAAUCUUUCCGCGAGAAUAAAGCACGACGACAUCGCACAAACUAACCACACACCAAAUCCAGGGCGGUAGACGAAGAGCACGUUUCAUUUCAGGUUCCAUCCAAAGCAAGCUCUUCCAAUGCCAACCUUACUGACUGCCGCACUAAACGAACGCCAUGUCAACCCCACACUUGGGGACCAACUCUGCCGCUGCCGUGUGUGCAUCCGGAUCGAGACACAGGUGGAAACCUUCAUCUCGUAUUGAAAAAAACAAAAAAGAACUCCCGUAGAUCAGAUCUCCGGAACAGCGCGCUUCCGACUGAAUGGAUCUCCGCAACAUACGAAAACGCUCCAUGCAUGGGUCUUCACAAGACUCCACACAUUGAGGGGAAAGCAUGAGCGUCCACCAACAGAAGUCCUAACCCAUGGUUC
Messenger RNA from Ectocarpus siliculosus, 2444 nucleotides. The record is from the annotation of a GenBank genome assembly. Lineage: Eukaryota; Phaeophyceae; Ectocarpales; Ectocarpaceae.